Macrobrachium nipponense is the source of this 1831-nucleotide messenger RNA. RefSeq names its product legumain-like. The record is from RefSeq and is a predicted model, not a curated record. NCBI's taxonomy places the organism in Eukaryota, Metazoa, Arthropoda, Malacostraca, Decapoda, Palaemonidae. Gene Ontology annotation, molecular function: cysteine-type endopeptidase activity. Gene Ontology annotation, biological process: vacuolar protein processing. The coding region runs from base 168 to 1697 and encodes 509 amino acids. The transcript is spliced from 10 exons.
AGCAACUAAGAAAACAAAAUUCAUUCAUGACGUAUACAAAAUGAACUCGUAAUGCCAAGUGGUAUCACUGAUGUUGCAGUAAGGCAGGGUCGCUGGCCAAGGGAACACGUUUUAGAAUAUCAGAGCCAGUUGCUUCUAAGGAGACACUCUAUAGAAAAGCGAUACCCAUGAACUGGUUCCUAUGGUGUGUGGCCAUUGCGGUCACAUGCAGCAGUGAGGGAGCCAGACUGCGAUCAUUGGACAAUAUCCUAGAAAACGAUUCCGAUUCUGGUGAACUUUGGGCGGUAUUAGUUGCUGGAUCUAACGGCUGGUAUAACUACCGCCAUCAGGCUGAUGUGUGCCAUGCUUAUCAAAUCCUACAUAAACAUGGUGUUCCAGAUGAUCAUAUAAUUGUCAUGAUGUACGACGAUAUCAGUAACAAUUCACUGAACCCAAACCCAGGCGUCAUCAUCAACCGACCAAAUGGACCCAAUGUAUACAAAGGAGUUCCAAAGGACUACACUGGCAAAGAUGUUACCCCUAGAAACUUUUUGCACAUCUUAAAUGGAAAUGCUAAGGCCAUGGAAGGAAUUGGGUCAGGAAAAGUGAUCAACAGCACUGACAAAGACAGGAUUUUUAUAAACCUGGUGGACCAUGGUGGUCCUGGUGUUUUCUGUUUCCCAGAGCAUGUACUACAUGCAAAUGUUCUGGCCAGAGUCAUCCGUGACCUACAUAAAAAGCGCAAGUUUAAAGAGAUGGUUGUCUAUGUUGAAGCAUGCGAGUCAGGGUCACUGUUCGAGGGUCUGUUGCCAAACAGCAAAGUCUAUGCUCUAACUGCCGCAAAUCCCCAUGAGCCUUCCUAUGCCUGCUAUCUGGAUAAAGAACUUGGAACAUAUCUCGGGGACGUAUUUAGCAUUAAGUGGAUGGAAGAUACAGACAAGGAAGAUAUUCACAAAGAAACACUGAAAGAACAGUUCCACAUACUACAAAAAGAAGUUACUACUUCUCAUGUCAAGCAAUGGGGUGAACGUAAAAUCAGCAAUGAGAAGUUGUGGAAAUUCCUGGGAGAACGUGAUGAUCGCAGCAAGAAUUCAAUUCGCUCUCCUAACACUGAGAACCAGCUCUCCUAUGAUACCACGAAAUCUAACUAUGCAAGUCUCGAAUAUGAAUCAAAACAACACUACCUAAAAGGGAAAGUGAAACAUCAUGGAAAAUUAGAGAAGAACAACACAGACGUGGGAGACCUACAUGCAAUAAAUGUCAACCUCACUCAAGAUGACAUGCCCGACGAAGAUGAGUGCCUUGCUUCAGCAGUUACCAGUCCAGAUGUACCAGUCAAAAUCUUGGAGUCUAGAAUACUUACUAGUAAGAAUGACAUGGACAAGGAUGAAAGGAGGAGAGAAUUAGAAACCUUACAUAUGACCCGACUGUUGGUCCAAGUUGUUAUGCACACCCUAGUGAAGGAAAUAACUGAAGAUGACGAAAAAAAACCAGCAAUGUUUGUGAAGGAUCGGUCUCGGAAAAUCACUCAAUGGAAGUGCCAUGAAUUCUCGGUCGAUAUCUUCGAUAAAAUGUGCUUCAAUAUAGGACAGAAUCCCUACGUCGUGCGCCUACUGCAUGUGAUAGUCAAUCUCUGUGAACAUGGCUACACAUCAGAUCAAUUUGAAGAAGCUGCACAAAAAGUCUGCACGUUCCAGAAAUUUACAGGAAUCAUUUAAGAUGCACCUUGUAUUUAAAUAUUAUAAAGCAAAAGUUGCAGAGCUUAAAACAGACUGUAAAUAAUACAACUAUGUGAAAAAGAAAUACGAAGCUAAGACUUCCUGAAUGAAAAUAAUGUCUCUAUUGCUACCAA